AUGGAGUGCCUAAAGUCCUCCGCCUUGAUUCCUGGAGAACCAGAAUACAAAAGUGAAUUUAACUUGCUAAAUAUGCUACUGAUGAAGGUCCCCAAAGACGUUGACCUUCUGCCAAUUUUAAACAUUAAACCACUGCAACCACGCCAUAGUUCAGCAUUACAGGAGUUACACCUCGAACUCUUUCCAGUUCACUACGAUCCCAGCUUUUUUGAAGUAGCUUGCUCUACCGAGUGCGGGUUUUACGAUAGUCAGUCGUUCUGGGACAUGUUUGACUCAUCAUCAAAUAAUACAAGAGACUUGGAUUGGUAUGAGAAUCAGAUACUGUCAUUCGGCUUAUUCUUGCCCCGCAGCUAUGUAAGUUUUUUUAGAAAAUUCGGCAAAUACGAUAUUGAAUCUUAUUUGGAAUACAUUUCCAACGAAGAUGAUUUCACUGAAUUUGACGACCCGCUGGCCGAAAUGUUAAUAUUUGAUCCUGAAUAUGACGAAUUUCUGAUUGGAUUCGUAACCCUUUUGAUUAAUUUGGAGGUCACAAAUAAGCUAAUCUCAGACGACGAUUAUAAUAUUUUGUAUACACACUAUCACAAUAACAUGGAAAACAACUCACUUCUCAGCAACGAGAUAAACAUAAAUCUAGACAAGUUUGACGUUUCUUACUACAGUUUCAUCUAUAAUCAGCUGUACAAUAACAAGUUACUCAUUGAAUACACCAGGAAAUUUCAGAUUAAGGACGCAAAGACCAUUUAUAUUUUAAGCACUGGAAUCACUCUGGGAUUGAGGCGCAGGUCUCUUGGAACUCACUUGAUUUUAUUCACUCAAAUCCUUAUUUACUUCAUUAACUAUAGCAUAAUAGUGUUUGAGGGUUACUAUUACAUUCUUCGCUCCAGGGACGUUUUGGACACCAUCAAGAACUAUUACAACAAAUUGUUCUUCAAGGACAACUAUAACUUACUAUACUCGUUCUAUACUCUUGUGUUGAAUGAUAAUAGUAUUUGUCCUAGGAAAACUACUGACGAGUUGGAUUCCAUAAUUCAAGCCAAGCUUGGCGAACCCACUAGUAAUCUCAUCCUUAAUUCUAACUGUGACCAGGAUUCUAAUCACAACUCAGUCUCCUGUGUUAACAACAUACCUCUGGUAAUAUAUUUGCACACGAUUUACUACAAUGAAGUUGCCACUGAAAUGUACAAGAAGCUUCACUUUUACAACAUCACCACCAUUCCUAACUACUACAGCAUUAACAACAAGAAAUACAACGCUAACUUUUUAGCCUAUUUUUUACCAAAGCCUUAA
Molecule: messenger RNA, 1287 nt
Organism: Theileria annulata
Lineage: Eukaryota; Apicomplexa; Aconoidasida; Piroplasmida; Theileriidae
Exons: 2
Coding region: 1-1287 (428 amino acids)
Biological process (GO): N-terminal peptidyl-methionine acetylation
Cellular component (GO): Golgi membrane
Molecular function (GO): protein-N-terminal amino-acid acetyltransferase activity; histone acetyltransferase activity
Source: RefSeq, a predicted model, not a curated record